AUGCUUCUUCGAAUUGCUCUUUCCGCCUUAUCGACUGCGCUGGUCGCCUCCUUCGUGUCCUUCUGGCUAUUUGAACCUGAGCACAAGCCUAACAUGCCGUCAACCUCGGGCCGCAAGGAUACGGUACUCUAUCUAACCGACAGCUCGAGUGGUCUAUCGAAUAGCCAAAUUGCCUCGGCCUCCGCCCUCCUCGGGAGCCAACCCGAUAUCCAGCUAUACUGGGGCUCAUUUGCAAAUCCGCCGAUGGAACCGCAACUACGACGUCUAUCCGACGCUGCGAGACACAAAAGCGCCGAUGCAAAGCCCAUCAUCUUUCAUCUAAUGGGCACCGCGAGCUUGAUGGAAGUUAUGUAUAAGACAUACCCUUCAUUUGACGCUUUCAUCACCGAUUAUGGUUUGAAGGGUUAUGAUAAGAUGCUUCAGAUUGUGCAGAAUGUCCUCAUGCCAUGGACGCCGGAGGAAUACUUGGCGCUCUACGAGGAGACAGGGUUGAUCCGGCUGUCACUGUGGUGA
Aspergillus mulundensis is the source of this 513-nucleotide messenger RNA. RefSeq lists its product as uncharacterized. The record is from RefSeq and is a predicted model, not a curated record. The transcript has a single exon. Bases 1 to 513 code for a protein of 170 amino acids. NCBI's taxonomy places the organism in Eukaryota, Fungi, Ascomycota, Eurotiomycetes, Eurotiales, Aspergillaceae.